This is a messenger RNA of Sphaerulina musiva SO2202, 1203 nucleotides long. Its product is annotated as esterase/lipase/thioesterase. Gene Ontology annotation, molecular function: hydrolase activity. The transcript has 4 exons. The record is from RefSeq and is a predicted model, not a curated record. Bases 1 to 1038 code for a protein of 345 amino acids. NCBI's taxonomy places the organism in Eukaryota, Fungi, Ascomycota, Dothideomycetes, Mycosphaerellales, Mycosphaerellaceae.
AUGCCCCUCCAAUCCGACCUCUCCCUCCCCCCCUCCACCCUCCACCUCAAACUCCACCCAACCUCCAUCUCCCCUCAAACCCACACCUUCAACACGCAUCUCAUCGCGCAAACCACUUCCGGCCCGAAAUGGUACGAAAUCGGAGCAGAACAGUAUCGUCGAAUGCGAUGGGAGGGAAAAACUGCCAUGCCGAGGCCCGUUGUGUUGGAUGGUGAUGAUGGGGAGUUGAUUUUGAAAGAGGAUGAGGGUGAGGGGAGGAGGGUGCCGGUGAGGAUUUUUAGACCAUCAAAGGAUGAUGAUGGAAAGGGGGAGGUGAAGGGGGUUUUUUGUCAUAUUCAUGGUGGGGGGUGGGUUUUGCAGAGUGAGAAGUAUCAGGACUCCCUCCUCAAAUCCUACUCCACCUCAUCCUCCCUCAUCGUCAUCUCCAUCGGCUACCGCCUCGCCCCCGAACACCCCUACCCCGCCGCCAACGAAGACUGUCUCUCCAUCGGCGAAUACCUGAUCGACCACGCCGUCUCCCACUUUGGCGCCCCCCUCACAUUCAUCGGAGGAGAUUCUGCAGGAGCGCAUUUGGCAGUAUUGACGACGAUGAAAUUGUUGGAGACGCGGCCGGAUUUUCGAUUCAAGGGUUUGGUGUUGAAUUUUGGAUGUUAUGAUCUUUCCGGGGGGAUGCCGCAGGUGCAGCAUUUUGAUUUACCAUUGGUUUUGGAUCGGGAUAUUUUGGAGAAAUAUAUAGCAGCAUAUCUCCCCGGAAAAUCCAUCCAAGAGCGUCGAGAUCCAUCGAUCAGUCCCUUUUACGCAAACCUCAACAAAAUGAAACUCCCACCCGCCCUCUUCACCUGCGGCACUCUCGACGUACUCCUCGACGACAGCGUCCUAAUGGCAACCAAAUGGGCCAUGUCAGGAGCCGCAUCCAUUCUAAAACUCUAUCCUGGCGCUCCACACGGUUUUACCUUUUUCCCCGUCGGAGGCACAGAACAGACGGAAAUUGCUUUGAGAGAUAUUGGAGAGUUUAUGAAUGAUCGAUUGGCGGAUUGAUGAUGAUGUUUUGUGGGAUGUAUUGAUUCAUAUUGGUUACACGAGUAGAUGAGGUGGGAAGAGGAUGGAUGGAUAUCGUACGUUUUGCGGUGAUCAAUUUGUUUGAUUUUAUCCAAAAGGCCCCCAAAAAGAAUGAUGAUAUUCGCCAAUUCCCACUCUUUUUUC